Episyrphus balteatus (marmalade hoverfly) is the source of this 2909-nucleotide messenger RNA. RefSeq names its product protein kinase C, brain isozyme (gene Pkc53E). The transcript has 17 exons. Gene Ontology annotation, molecular function: zinc ion binding; ATP binding; diacylglycerol-dependent serine/threonine kinase activity. Lineage: Eukaryota; Metazoa; Arthropoda; Insecta; Diptera; Syrphidae. Gene Ontology annotation, biological process: protein phosphorylation. The coding region runs from base 724 to 2796 and encodes 690 amino acids. The record is from RefSeq and is a predicted model, not a curated record.
UUUUUGUCAUUUUUGUGAAGAAGUUAAAAAAAAAGCUUAUAGGAAUCUUAUACGAUUUUUAUAGGAGUAUAAAAUAAACUUUCCACUAUUCAUCCGUUCGAUAUUCGAUUAAUACAUAUAUAAACGUGUGCAUUUAAAGUGUAAAACUUAAAACUCACAAACACUCACCCUUAAGUCCGCUCUUGCUGCUUGCUCACACUCACCCUUAUCCAGACAAAACGAGAAGAACGAAUACAACAACCUGUCGCAUUGGUCAUUGUUCAUAAAUAAUUGUGAUUGCUGGCUGCUCUUCAUUCCUGCACCUGGAUUUUAACGAUUUUUUCUUUUGUCCAUUUUAACAAAAGUAAAAGAAGAAAAAAAAUACCACCAACAACAACAAAAAUAAUAAUAAAAAAUAAAAAAAAAUUGAAAAGUAUCUAGAUACAAGAGUUAUUUGUGUGUGUUAUUCAUUUUCUUUAUUUUUAUAAAAAAAAAAAUAAAAAAAAAAAAUAUUGUCUUCUUUUGCGCUGUUCUUCUUUCUGUAAUGCUUUUAUGAUUGUAAAAAGGAAAUAAGGUUCACACGAGUGUUAUUUGGCUAAAAAUAAAAAAAAAAGAAAUAUUAAAAAAAAAUCUAAUAGAUUUGAUUAAGUUUACUACAUAUUUUUUGUGUGCGUUUGUAGUAGUUUGUUUGUUGUGUUGGUUAAGAAUCUUUAAAAAAAGUUUUAAAAAAAAAAAAUUAGAAAAAUGUCGGCGUCGACGAUUGAAAAUGAUAACAAUAUCGAAAGAAUGAAGGAGGAUGGCGCCAGUGGUGGGGCGGAAAAUACGAUGAAAAAUCGUCUCAGAAAGGGUGCCCUCAAGAAGAAGAAUGUCUUCAAUGUUAAGGAUCAUUGCUUUAUACCGAGAUUCUUCAAGCAGCCGACCUUCUGUUCGCAUUGCAAGGAUUUUAUAUGUGGUUACCAAACUGGAUAUAAAUGGUUGGGUUUUGGUAAACAAGGAUUCCAGUGUCAAGUUUGUUCUUUUGUUGUGCACAAACGCUGUCAUGAAUAUGUUACAUUCGUCUGCCCUGGCAAAGACAAAGGAAUCGAUUCCGAUUCACCAAAAACUCUACACCAUUUCGAACCAUUCACUUAUGCAGGACCCACAUUUUGUGACCACUGUGGCUCUUUGCUAUAUGGUAUUUAUCAUCAGGGGCUUAAAUGUUCAGCAUGUGACAUGAAUGUACAUGCAAGAUGUAAGGAAAACGUGCCAAGUUUAUGCGGAUGUGACCACACAGAACGACGAGGGAGAAUUUUUCUGCAACUACACGUUAAAGGAAACACACUAACAGUUGAGAUUAACGAAGGUGCUAACCUCAUUCCCAUGGAUCCAAAUGGCUUAAGUGACCCAUAUGUCAAAGUCAAACUAAUUCCGGAUGAACAUGAAAAAUCCAAGAAAAAAACACGGACCAUUAAAGCCUGUUUAAAUCCCGUGUGGCAUGAAACUAUCACCUAUGAACUUAAGCCAGAAGACAAAGAUCGUCGUGUUCUUAUUGAGGUUUGGGAUUGGGAUAGAACAUCCAGGAAUGAUUUUAUGGGCUCGUUAUCCUUUGGCAUAUCAGAAGUUAUAAAGAAUCCCGCAAAUGGAUGGUUUAAAUUGCUCACACAGGAAGAAGGUGAAUUCUAUAAUGUUCCUUGUGCCGAUGCCACACAAGAUUUGAUCAAACUCAAGAGCCAAAUGAGGAGAGCAUCAACAAAGAAACCCCUUGUCAUGCGAAGUGAUACAAAUACAACACAUAUUGCAUCCAAACGUGACAUGAUUCGAGCCUCGGAUUUCAAUUUUAUCAAAGUCUUGGGCAAAGGAUCUUUUGGAAAGGUAAUGUUGGCUGAACGAAAAGGAACAGAAGAAUUGUAUGCGAUUAAGAUUUUGAAAAAAGAUGUCAUCAUUCAGGAUGAUGAUGUUGAGUGUACGAUGAUUGAAAAGAGAGUCCUGGCCUUGGGCGAAAAACCACCAUUCCUUGUACAGUUGCAUUCGUGCUUCCAAACUAUGGAUCGGCUAUUUUUUGUUAUGGAAUACGUAAAUGGCGGAGAUUUGAUGUUCCAAAUUCAACAGUUUGGAAAGUUUAAGGAACCCGUUGCUGUAUUCUAUGCUGCAGAAAUCGCCGCAGGAUUGUUCUUUUUACACACAAAAGGGAUUUUGUAUCGUGAUUUAAAGUUGGACAAUGUCCUUUUGGACGCAGAUGGACAUGUCAAAAUCGCUGACUUUGGUAUGUGCAAAGAGGGUAUUGCUGGAGAUAAAACAACAAAGACGUUUUGUGGUACACCGGACUAUAUUGCCCCAGAGAUAAUCCUUUAUCAGCCCUAUGGCAAGUCAGUGGAUUGGUGGGCUUAUGGUGUUUUACUCUAUGAGAUGCUUGUAGGGCAACCUCCAUUCGAUGGCGAAGACGAGGAGGAAUUGUUUGCUGCAAUUACAGACCAUAAUGUGUCGUAUCCCAAGAGCUUAAGCAAAGAGGCCAAAGAAGCCUGCAAAGGGUUCCUAACAAAACAACCAUCAAAACGACUUGGUUGUGGUGCAACUGGUGAAGAAGAUGUUCGUUUGCAUCCAUUUUUCCGACGUAUUGAUUGGGAGAAAAUUGAAAAUCGUGAAGUACAACCACCAUUUAAACCAAAGAUUAAACAUCGCAAAGAUGUAUCUAAUUUCGAUAAGCAAUUUACAUCAGAGAAGACAGACUUAACACCAACCGACAAAGUAUUUAUGAUGAAUUUAGAUCAAACUGAAUUUGUUGGUUUCUCAUAUCUAAAUCCCGAAUAUGUGGCAACAGUAGCACGAGAAUGCAAUUAGGAUGACCAUAUAACGGAUUUAUUUGCGUACGGUCGAUAUUAAGCACGUAUUCACGAUAACAAAACAAAAAAAUCAUUCCUUAAUUAUUAUAUAAAACAAAAAUAAAAAUAAAA